This is a messenger RNA of Dufourea novaeangliae, 1052 nucleotides long. RefSeq lists its product as uncharacterized. The transcript has 5 exons. Bases 50 to 1015 code for a protein of 321 amino acids. NCBI's taxonomy places the organism in Eukaryota, Metazoa, Arthropoda, Insecta, Hymenoptera, Halictidae. The record is from RefSeq and is a predicted model, not a curated record.
UACUCGCCGCGACGAGUGAUCCAGAGGAUAAGUUCUUUUCCGACGAAAAAUGGGUAGCUUUUCCCUCGUGAAGUACCGUUCGUAUGGUGGUAUGCAGUCGGACCCAAACAGCGACGUAUCGGCGAUUUACGUAGCGAAAUAUAAUCGUUUCGUGGACAAUAUCCUCGGAAGGAUCAACAAAAUCCUUCGUAGCAAUUACGAUCCGGUAACGGUGAAGCUGACCAACCCGAACUCGAAAUCGAAGACCAGCAAACAAAAGAGCAAGAGCAAAUUGAAGAAGAAGAGCAACAAGAACGAAUCGAAAAAAAGCGGUUCCAUCGUAAUGGCCGCCACAAGUGAGAAGACGGGCGAAGAAAUUCUCGAAAAUCCCCAGAAAAUCACGGGAUCUCUCGAGAACAUAACUUUGUCCGUGACUAACUUGGAAAAGGAUCCAGCCACUGUUCCCAUGUCUGAUAUCGCGAGCAGAUCUUCCGUGGAAACUGCCAGAAAAACCUCCUCGAGCACCAAGAAAACAAACAAGAAUCGUACCACGACGAAGAACAAGACGAAAAACCAGUCCACCACGAAUAAAAAUAAGACAAAGAAAAAUAAGCCGAAAGCACGAGCCACACUCUAUGGCCUAGCGACUCUUCAGAGAUCGGGCGAUGUCUCCGUGAACAUGAUGAGCGAUCAUAUGAUGAUCAAAACAAAAUUUACCUUGGGACCCCUAAUUCUGAAAGUCGAGAAGGAAUUUGGCAGGGCGGCCAAGAAAGAAUUAAGAAGCGCGACUGCAACCACGGCCGAGAUGUCCGGAAAAUUGAGCCUCCGCGUUCUUCGCGGUGGCGCCGCUACUUUGAAUUCCAUCCGAGUUCUACAACCGAAACAAGUUCGAGUGGAGAGCUCAGACGACCACGACAGAACGCGCGAAUUCGUCUGGAAGAGAUCCUCGCAUAUCGCUCACUUGGUCUCGGAGAAAUUAUCGUCGGCCACGAAGUCGAUGCUUCGACCCCCUCCUAUCGCAGUGAUCGCCGCUUAAACUUCAGCCGUGGUCGCAGUUUGGGCUACAAUGGAGC